AAAUGCUUUUCAUCUUAUUGUGGAUCCACAAUGUUUGAGGCGAGAGCGUAUCAGCGGAAUCACUCUUUGCCAAAGCUUUGUUGGAGAAAGAUGUAAAUAAAGAAGUAAAUCAUAAAAAACUACAUUUUCUGUUUAAAUUAAAACGAUCUUCAACAAACCAAAAGCUACUACAAAGUAAUUUGAAAUUUAAAAGAAAAGAACACACACAAGAGCUGAAAGUAAGAAAAUAAAAGACAAAUUUGAAGAAGGUCCACAAUAAAGGUAACAAACCAAGCAACCAACCAAUCAACUGCCAAAUAUAGAAUUGCAAUGAUUAAAGAUCGUUUAGAGGAACUUAGAGAGGUGGGAAUCCAAACUGCUCCAUGCCAAAUCGUCGGACUCAUUGUGCAUUAUAAAUGAAGAUGACAUUGUGGGCUAUAUUAGCCAUGAAAAAGCCAACGGAAAAGAACCCCUGCAGCCAGUUGCCAAUGGGCGGGAGUUGGGGGAGGAGGAAGCGGAGGCGAAUGAAGAAACGGAGUUUGUCAUUAUACCACAUAAUCCUGCCAUGGAAGCCCUUUUGAAAGUGUACUCCCAAAUCCUCCAAGAAUUCACUGUGAUACAAAGCAAUUUGGAUAAAAUGAAAGACAUGGCUACGGCGAAAAAUGCAAAGAACUUCAAUGAAAAAGACUUUUACAAUUUACGCCAAAGCAGUAUUCUCAUCGGAGGUAAUAUUAUGAAUAAAUUCCAAACGCUGGAAACGAAUCUGCCACAGUCAGACGAUUUUACGACACUGGCGCGAAUGAAACGAAUACUCUACUAUGGAUUGUUUCAAAAGUAUGUCGAAAUAUGGACGGAAAUGGAAGAAUUUCUACAGGAAUAUGAAAAUAAUUUGAAACGAACACUGCGAACCCAGUCGAGAAUAUUGAAUAUUGAACUGAAUGAAGAGGAAAUCGAGACAUUGGUCACCAACAAACAGACAAAUUUAUAUACAUGUAAUAUUUUAGAAGAUACCGAACAUGCGCGAAAAACCUUAAACGCCUUGACUGCCCGUCUGGGAGAUCUGAAGAAAUUGGAAAAAUCUCUGGAAGAAGUACAUGCUGUCUUUAUACAACUGCAAACCUUAGUUGUGGAACAGAGUAUGGUCAUUCAAAGCAUAGAAAAACAUUAUCUAGAUGCCCGAGACUAUGUGGAACAAGCAGCCGAAGAAAUCAAAGAAGCUGAAGUUUUACAAAAGAAACGAAUCAAGUUUUGGCACAUCUUCCUUAUUUUUAAACGGACAAAGAGAACUGUUCGCAGAGAGGUAGUAGAUGGAGGAGGUCAUGAAGUUAUAGAGAAUGCCAACGAAAUGGUAGAACACUGUUUUGUAUUGGAGCAAGACGAAGUAUCCUAAGGGAAUUCCAUGGCAUGAAGAUAAUAUGGACUAUUUUGGAAAUAAACGAAAAGCGCAAUAUCUAAGCGGUUUCGAAUGCACAUGUGUGACUCCACCAUAAAUAUCAGCGUGAAUGAUUAUUUUGCUGUAAUAAAGAUAUCUUAUUUAGACAAUAUAAAUUCCAUUUAUGAUGAAACUCGAAUAA
Messenger RNA from Musca domestica (house fly), 1553 nucleotides. RefSeq names its product syntaxin-4. The transcript has 9 exons. The coding region runs from base 545 to 1369 and encodes 274 amino acids. Gene Ontology annotation, cellular component: endomembrane system; SNARE complex; synaptic vesicle. Gene Ontology annotation, biological process: vesicle fusion; intracellular protein transport; vesicle-mediated transport. Gene Ontology annotation, molecular function: SNARE binding; SNAP receptor activity. The record is from RefSeq and is a predicted model, not a curated record. NCBI's taxonomy places the organism in Eukaryota, Metazoa, Arthropoda, Insecta, Diptera, Muscidae.